Molecule: messenger RNA, 1422 nt
Organism: Pimephales promelas (fathead minnow)
Lineage: Eukaryota; Metazoa; Chordata; Actinopteri; Cypriniformes; Leuciscidae
Gene: saxo2
Product: stabilizer of axonemal microtubules 2
Cellular component (GO): ciliary basal body; sperm flagellum; centriole
Molecular function (GO): microtubule binding
Source: RefSeq, a predicted model, not a curated record
CGGGACGCUUUACAUUGCAGCGUCAGGAAAGCAGCGAGUGGGUGAGUGAGGAAAAAAGUCGUCUUUUUCCCUCAAUAACUCUACGAAAAUGACACGGCUCUGUAUCUGUAAGAUGUGCAGUUGUGGCCGUCACCGUUGCACACACCAGCCCACGGCACUUUACAAGAAAGCAACUCAGACCAAUGUGUUGUCAGAGUACUCGGAGAAGUAUCCUGCCUAUAAAGGUCACACUCGUCCCAAGAGCAUCAAGCCCCAACUGCAGUAUAAAGCUCACCAGGGCACUAUGGACGGAACAACAACCUUCAGGAUGGACUAUAUCCCAUAUCCGGUCACCCGUCGUCCUGGGAGGCAGCAGGCCGAAUACAAACGCAGGCCUGGAGAGAUCGACUUACCCACCAUACCCACCUAUGCAGAGGAUUUUCGUCCGUGGGAGAUCAGCAGACGGGAAUUAACUAAGCCUGACACAACGUAUCAACCUCCUACAGCAAAGUUUGGGAAUUCCACCACAUUCCAGGAUGAUUUCAUUCACCGAGGCCUUGUGCCACCACGUGAGAGUUUCAAGCCCUCAAACAAAGCCAAGCUAUCCGAUGCUCCUUUUGAAAACAUGACCAGCAACAAGUUCACAUAUGUACCACACGCUCUAGAAGCCCGUUACACUAAACCGCCAGAAGAGUACAAACCCAGUAAUGGUCCUUUCCAGGACCUAACUACCCACCGACAGGACUUCCAAGGCCUGCCGAGUCAGCUGACCAAAAGCUGCAAGCCCGUGCCGCUCAAAGUGACCUCCAGCAAGCCCUUCCAGAGCAGCACAGAAUUCCGGGAAAAUUUCCAGCAGUGGCCCGUCUCCUUCCGGCAGGUGCAGAAGUCGGUGGAGUACACCAGUCCCACGACACACAUGGACCUGACAACCACCUCGCACACCGACUACAUCAAGCACCAAAUCCAACCCUUCCUUUCCGCCAAACCUUUCUCUCUUCCCAUCAAGUCUUCCAAGCCCUUCCAGGGCAACACCACCAUGAAGGACGACUUCCAGCCGUGGGUGGCCCAACGUCAAAGCGUGAUCCGGAAGCCAGAGGAAAUCCAGCGAGCCAGUGGGAAAAUGGAAGAUAUGACAACCUUCAGGGCCCAUUUUGUCCAGCAUGAAGCCCAGCCUAGUCUCAGCUUCAAACCCCAAAAUGCACCACUGCGGACUGAUGUUCCCCUACAGAACGAGACCAUGUACCGCACGGAGUUCACGCCCAAGAGGAUCAGCGUGUGUCCGGCCAGUUUCGAGUCACCACCAGGGUUUGUUUUCGAUAAUUGCGAUGAUCAAGGACACCGUUUCUUCCGCAAGAUGUCGUCCACUGACAGGAUCGAGACUCCGAAGGAAAUGGUCUUGACUGCUUAAGAAAAAUAUAUAAAAGAUGGCAAACUAGAAUGCAA